UUCUUUAAUGACUUAAUGGACAGUUUUGAUGAAUCCAACAGCAGGAUCUCAUGGAUAGUAUCAAUAUGUGUGUUUGUCUUAACGUUUACAGGAAUACGGGUUGGGGAUUGGCAAGAAGCAAGAGGCACUACAGAAAACAGCCUUCUCUGCCAACUCUGAGUGCCUUCAACUCAACAGACGUAUUUACCAUCCACUGUCUGUACAUUCUUGGGACUCCAUAAAGGAGAGCAGUAAACCCGCUUCCAUGAGGAUGUGGUCAGCCUGCAAAUCCACGGAGCAUUUGGCUCAGUACGCCUCGGUCUCAGAAAGCAUGCCUGGCAGACAGGCUGCAGACAUGAAGAGGAACCAUCACCUGGGUAAAAGGACGGCAAAUACGAGGAGUCUUCAGAAAGCUCACGAAAACACUGCUUGAGGAUUUUUUUUUUUUUUUAAGAUUUAUUUAUUUAUUUGAAAGGCAGAGUUAGAGAUCUUCCCACAUGCUGGUUCACUUCCCAAAUGGCCACAAUAGCCGGAGCAGGGGCAGGCCUAAACUAGGAGCCAGGAGCUUCUUCCAGGUCUCCCGUGUAGGUGCAGGAGCCCAAGGCCUUGGGCUAUCAUCUGCUGCCUUUCCCAGGCACAUUAGCAGAGAGCUGGAUUGGACUUGGAGCAGCCAGGACUCAAACUGGCACCCACACGGGAUGUUGGCAUUGCAGGCGGUGGCUUUAUCAGCUAUGCCACAGCGCCAGCUCCUGGGGUUUCAAAAACUUUUUGCCACAAAAUUAACUUGUCUUUGAAUUUCAUUUUUCCACGGACUUUUUAAAGCCCCCUCCUAUUUUCCUAAGGAAACCGAAUUCCAGACACCUGCUUCCCUACACGACUUCGCUAAUGCAUCAUUGCACAGUAUUUCAGUAUCACUUUUGCAAACUAAUUUUUACUUGGUUCCACAUAGGCGUAAUUUGAACACACACUAGAGCUCCUGAGUUCACCUGCCAGAAGCAACGUCAAGGGUUUUCUGAGCGAGCAAAGCCGUUGACCUUAUCUCAAAAGUUAACCAGACUGAAUUUAAGCUUCCCUAACUUUACCCUAAUGCCCUGUCAUGGAGCGAUCAUGUAUGAAGUUAACGCUAAGUUAAAGCCCUUGUUUAAUAUUAGUUCAACUGCUGACCAUCUGAUGUCUGAAAAAGCAUCUCCUUGUGUUUUUAUCCACUGGGUAAAGUGGGAAUUUCUUACCAGUCCUCACACUAGUGUAGAUUUCAUUGGGUAUUAACAUGCCUGAUCUUUACAUCGCAGCAUGUGUGUUUCUCAGGACGAUCAUUUAAGCGAAUUAGUACCAAAAUGUUACACUCAGUAAUCUAAAUAAAAAGAAAAUCCCAAAGCUUAAGUUUCAGCUCUUUUAUAACCAAAGCUAAUUUUGUAGUCAACUAGAAAUUUCCUGUUAAUAUUCUUAUACCAGAAGAUAAUUCUUCUCAGUGCUAUUAUUCUAGUUGUUACUGCUUUGAGCUGACACACUGGCUUGAAAAGAUAGUGGCUGGCCUCCUUAUGAGCUACAUUCAAUAUUAGUGUGCAUUCUAAUGACUAAACAUAGUAGAAACACAUGCACUAACCCCACAAUACGGAAUCCUUGUUUCUCUUCCCUUUCUGCCCAGCGUGUUCCAUCUUGCUCUUCCCAGCCCCAGUCUCAAUGGUUCACCUAUCAGUAGGCUCAAGUUGAUAUGAAGCAACAUAUAAGUAUGAAGUUAAUUUCCUAUGAUGACCAAGAAUUCACCAUGCUUUCAUUCUAUAUCACUUUCAGGAAAGUCACAUGAAAUGAACUAGCUUUUGACUCCCAAAUGGAGCUUUUUAAAAAGAAUCCAGUGAUGGGCGUUUGUGCCAGCAGUUGAGAUACCAGCUGUGGACACCCACAUCCCACAUGGGAGGACCUGGGUUGAGGACCCAGCUCCAGCUCCUGAUUCCAGCUUCUUGCUAAUGUGGACUCUGGGAGGCAGCAGUGCAGGAUGGGUGACCUAGUGGGUUCCAGCCACCUCUGGGAGAUCUCGAUUGGGUUUCCAGCUCCUGGCUUCUGCCUGCCUUGACCCCAGCCAUUUGAGGAGUGAAUCAGAGGAUGGGAGCUUUCUUUCUUCCCUGUCCCUAUAAAUGAAAUAAAAAUUGAAAAAAUCCAAAGUAGUGAGUAUAGAGAAAAAAAUGAUUCAAGUCAUCACAGAAAACCCAAUUUUUGUUGUGGGAUCGCAUAAACAACAUAAAUGCAUCUCUGAUUUUAUAGACACUCAUUGUGAGUCAAAACCUCUCAUCUAAAAAUAUCAGUUUUUAUACUGAUAUAUAAGUUGUUUUACUGUUACCCUGGCUUUCUCUUUAUUUUUUAAGCUCUAUGUAUUUAUUCUUUUGAAAGGCUGAGUCACAGAGAGAGGGAGAGAGCGAGAGAGAGAGAGCGCUUCCAUCCUCUGGUUUACUUCCCCAGGUAGCCACAAUGGCCAAGUUGAAACCGAGAUCCAGGACUCCAUCCGGGUCUCCCACAUAGGUGGCAGGAGCCCAAGUACUUGGGCCAUCUGCUGCUGCUUUCCCAGGUGCAUUAGCAGGGAAGCACAGUAGCUGGGAUUUGAGCUGGUACUCUGAUAUGAGAUGCUGGCAUUGCAGGUGGCAGCUUAACCUGCAGUACCAUAACGCUGGCCCCUGACUUUUCUCUUUGUAGAGCCUGAAACGUCUUGUCUGAUUUGAAUAAUUGCUAACAUAAUUGUGGAAUCGACUUAAGCAGCCAUUGUAUGGCUGGACAUACUGAGUCUGCAAGCCCCAGACUAGCAGGUGACUGCAGCUCACCCCCAGGCCCCCGUGAGUAACGAAGCCUUUGCAUUCUUCCUGCAGGUCCCCUGUCCGCAAUCCUGAGCAAUCGCUGUGGACACCGGGUGGCAGUGAUGUUGGGAGGAGUGCUGGUCAGCACUGGGAUGGUGAUAGCCUCCUUCUCCCAAGCGGUCUAUCACAUGUACAUCACCAUCGGGGUCCUCUCAGGUCUGGGAUACUGCUUUAGCUUUCUUCCCGCUGUCACCAUUCUAUCCCAGUACUUUGACAAAAGACGCUCCAUAGUCACGGCGGUCGCCUCCACGGGAGAGUGCUUUGCUGUGUUUGCUUUCGCACCAGCCAUCACAGCCCUGAAGGAGCGCAUUGGCUGGAGGUACAGCCUCUUCUUCGUGGGCCUGCUGCAGCUGAACAUCGUGGUCUGCGGGGCGCUGCUCAGGCCGAUCAUCAUCAGAGGACCAGGGUCCCUCAAGACGGUCACCCUCGAGAUUCGGGAGAACCGGAAAGAAGUGCAAUACAUGCUUGAAAAUGAGAAAACGCGCACCUCAAUAGACUCCAUUGACUCAGGAGUAGAACUAACUACCUCACCGAAAAAUGUGCCUAGUCAUGCUAACCCCGAGCCCGAGCCCAAGGCCGACACGCCGCGGACCCUGGGGAAGACGGGCUCCGCGCGCACCGCCGAGAAAGCCCCCCUGUUGGACUUCUCCAUCCUGAAAGAGAAGAGUUUUAUUUGCUACGCGUUAUUCGGCCUCUUUGCCACGCUGGGAUUCUUUGCACCUUCUCUGUACAUCAUUCCCUUGGGCAUCAGCCUGGGCAUCGAUCAGGACCGGGCCGCCUUCCUCCUGUCCACCAUGGCGAUCGCCGAGGUGUUCGGGAGGAUCGGAGCCGGCUUCGUGCUCAACCGGGAGCCCAUCCGGAAGAUCUACAUCGAGCUCAUCUGCGUCGUCCUACUGACGGUCUCUCUGUUUGCCUUCACGUUUGCUGCUGGCUUCUGGGGACUGAUGUCGUGCGGCGUGUUCUUUGGGAUUAUGGUUGGGACGAUCGGGGGCACCCACAUCCCGCUGCUCGCCGAGGAUGACGUGGUGGGCAUUGACAAGAUGUCCUCCGCCGCGGGAGUGUACGUCUUCAUUCAGAGCAUAGCGGGGCUGGCCGGGCCGCCCCUCGCAGGUCUCUUGGUGGACCAGAGUAAGAUCUACAGCAGGGCCUUCUACUCCUGCGCAGCUGGCAUGGCUGUGGCUGCCCUGUGCCUGGCCCUGGUGAGACCGUGCAAAAAGGGACUAUGCCAGCACCAACAUUCAGGUGGAACGCAAGUCGAGAGUCACCGCGGGAAGGUUCUGGAAGACAUCCCUGAAGACUUCCUGGAAAUGGAUCUUGGGAAAAAUGAGCAUAGAGGCCAUGGGAAAACGGAGCCAGUCUGACUGGCUUUCCUGUGUUCCAGGAGCCGUGAUAUUGGCUGAAGCUGAGACCAGUGAGGGGCUGGGGCAGAGGGGCCAACUGCUCUGUCCCACUCUCAACACUGCAUUUUAAAGGGAAUGUAUGUGUGAACACACUACCACCUUUUUUUUUUCCCUAAAUUUUCCUUUUUGCUUGUUUUUUAAGCCAAAACAAAACCAACCAACCACUCUUCCAUGUAUAAAUCUGGCUGCAUUCAGUAGCAAUACAAAGAUAGCAUUCACAUUCCAGGGCUCACACAGUGACAUGGACUGAUGGGGUGGUUCUAAGAGCUCUUCCUCGUGAUGAACUACUAUCCUACAAACCGACACAUGACCCAGGCCACUGAAAUUCGCCAUUAAAAAAACAAACUCCAACCAAUCAUUUAAAAACUUGGCAAUUUGCAGAAAUAUGAAUACAUUUUUUAAAUGCUUUGGCAAAUACUGAGUUUCUCAUUAACAAAUUAUGGCCUCUGCAUUUUCCAAACAUUGCAUGGGAAUGAAGCAUAGUUUAAGACCAAGCAUUUGACUAAUAAACUUUUUUUUUUCAAUAUAUAGAACUUGAACUUCAUAAAUGUGAAGAUCACCACUUCUUUUAAUGGCCAGUCAUCACCAGAGGUAUUUUAGUACAGAAUAUACAAAACUGCAUUUGAAAAGGUGUUUCCUGUUACUUUUAAUUAUUCAAAAAUAUAUGAUUGUAGCGUCUUUAAUUUAAACCACUAUUUAUUAUUAAGUUAUUCUAGAAUAAUUAAUCAAAAGAGAUAAAACAUAGAACCUGAGACACAGCAGCAUCUUUUACCUCUUUUCUGCAAUCCUCUUAAUGCCUCAAAGAAUUCUUAUCUUGUAAAGUGACUCUCCUAAAAGGCCAGCUUGUAAUGAUUCUUCAGUCUGAUCAAAGGCAGUGUCCACGAUUUAAAAGGGGAGAAAUGGAUAGCAAAUCGCCUUAGCUUUUACAAGUAAUUUUGUCUCAUCACCUAAGAAUACUUGAGGAUCUUCUUUGAUCAGAAUUAUAUUUCAUUGAAUUGUUGAAACAUUUAUGAUUUUUUUUUUUAAAGAGCAAACAUCUAAGGGUUGAAGCAUUUCUGUAUUUUCUAGGAGUAGCAGAGACAUUUACGUUGCCAUCGUGAGUUAGAAAUUUGCAAUUUGAUGUUUUCCAUGGAACGUGGCUGGAUCGUUUCCAUGGGUGUCAGUGCGUCGUGUAGCGUUUCUCGUUAGCAGUUUUCUGUAGAGGGGCAAGUGUGAGGGUGUGAGGUGAGCUGCUCACCUGUCUACUGACUCUCGCCCUGCAGGUGAUGGUCGGUGCUCGCUGCUCCACCUUUCUUCAUCUUUACUGUUAAUUUAUGACAACUCAGGGGGAAAAAUAUAACAAGCCUAGUUUGGUUACAGGUACACACAAGCUUGAAUCUUUCUGUGCACUGAACUGAGAGUGGCAUAGUUCAUCACCGCCGGCUACAUUUUUGUAUAGCAUUUUAUCAGCCAUAGAAAUAGGACAAUCUGUAAAACUCUGGGGAGGGCGGGGAGGAGGUGACCGAGUCUGUGGAACGCAGACGCACCGAGAGCCGGCCGGAGGCAGCCCGUCCGGCACUGCCUAGAGGGGCUCUGAGCGCCUGGUAGUUCCUGCAGAGUCAAAUGACUUCAGCACUUUACAACGUAUUUUUUACUAUGAAUGUUCCAUACAAUUUAAUAUUUAUAACUGAUUUCUGAGGGAUCUGCUCUAUGUCCAUUCUGUUAACUGCAUGAAGAAAAAAUGUAUGCCAACUUCUGUAUGUCAGUAAUCAAGCUCUUACAUGUCUGGAAGAAAAUAAAAGCAAGACUGGUGGUUUGUUCUGUA
Molecule: messenger RNA, 6026 nt
Organism: Lepus europaeus (European hare)
Lineage: Eukaryota; Metazoa; Chordata; Mammalia; Lagomorpha; Leporidae
Gene: SLC16A6
Product: solute carrier family 16 member 6
Exons: 5
Coding region: 2885-4183 (432 amino acids)
Biological process (GO): transmembrane transport; monocarboxylic acid transport
Molecular function (GO): monocarboxylic acid transmembrane transporter activity
Source: RefSeq, a predicted model, not a curated record